Sinocyclocheilus grahami is the source of this 3344-nucleotide messenger RNA. Its product is annotated as REST corepressor 3-like. The record is from RefSeq and is a predicted model, not a curated record. Gene Ontology annotation, biological process: regulation of transcription by RNA polymerase II; negative regulation of DNA-templated transcription. NCBI's taxonomy places the organism in Eukaryota, Metazoa, Chordata, Actinopteri, Cypriniformes, Cyprinidae. Gene Ontology annotation, cellular component: transcription regulator complex; histone deacetylase complex. The transcript is spliced from 12 exons. Bases 378 to 1940 code for a protein of 520 amino acids. Gene Ontology annotation, molecular function: transcription corepressor activity.
AAAAGGAAAAAGGAAAACGCGCUUAAAAUGAACUGAUGCAACAGUGGCGCACACAAGAGCCGCGUUUCACCUUUGUUUACAUGCGUAACAGUUCCCUCCGCGAGGAAAACUAGAUCUGGACACUUGAGUUUAUCGAUUAAAAAAAAAAUAAUAAAUUAUGAAAAAUUGCUCAUUUACUGUGAACAGUUGAUAAAAACACACACAAGGUGUUAGCGAUGCAGACAGAGACGGCGAAGCUAAGGGAACACGAGAGCGAUGCAGCGGAGGGAUACCGGAGCGCACAGCGGCGCAGCUGCGCAGAGACACUGGACAGAGAAUAAAUGCUGUAGCGGUGACAUAUUUAAUUUUUGCUCAAAAUAAUCCAUCGAAUCGCCAUUAUGCCGGGAAUGAUGGACAAAGGGUCGGAAUAUCUGGGGAAAGGCCGCUCAAAUGGGACGAAAAGCCCGUCUAACGCCUCGAACGGACAUUUUUCGGACGAGAGCGGCAGCGACGACGAGCACGAUGUGGGCAUGCGUGUGGGCUCAGAUUAUCAAGUUUAUAUUCCUGAGUUUGAUCCAGGCUCCACAAAGUACAGCGAUAAAGACAACGGUGGCAUGUUGGUUUGGUCUCCAUAUCACACAAUAGUUGACUCUAAAUUGGAUGAGUACAUUGCAAUUGCGAAAGAAAAGCAUGGAUAUAAUGUUGAGCAGGCUCUCGGCAUGCUCUUCUGGCAUAAACACAACAUUGAGAAGUCCCUUGCUGAUCUCCCAAACUUCACCCCCUUCCCUGAUGAGUGGACGGUGGAGGACAAGGUGUUGUUUGAACAAGCGUUCAGCUUUCAUGGGAAGAGCUUCCAUCGGAUCCAGCAGAUGUUGCCGGACAAAUCCAUAUCCAGUCUUGUGAAGUACUACUAUUCGUGGAAAAAAACGAGAUCCCGGACGAGUCUGAUGGACCGACAAGCACGAAAGCUGGCAAACCGGAGUAAUCAAGAUGAAAGUGAGGAAGAGAUGGAAGAAGCCAACCCUGUUGAGGCCCACGACCGUGACUAUGACCCCACCAAAGAGCCGAAGAAGGAGAGUCAUGCAGAGCCUCAGACGCUGAGCUCCAAAAUUGCACUGGGACGCAGAGAGCACCAGACCCUGCAGCACCGUCACCACAGCCAGCGGGCCAAGUGCCGCCCUCCCAGAGGCAUGUACCUCACACAGGAGGACGUGGUGGCCGUCUCCUGCAGCUCCAGCGCCGCUAACUCGGUCCUGCGGCAGCUCGACAUGGAGCUGGUGUCCCUGAAGCGACAGGUUCAGAAUGCCAAGCAGUUAAACAGUGGACUUAAGCAGAAGAUUGAAGAUGGAAUUGAUGAACUCAGACUGCCUGAGUGCACCCAAAAAAUUAAUGCCCGCUGGACAACAGAUGAGCAGCUUUUGGCAGUACAAGGGGUACGGAAAUACGGGAAGGACUUCCAGGCUAUUGCUGAUGUGAUCGGGAAUAAAACGCUGGGACAGGUGAAGAAUUUCUUUGUGAACUAUCGGCGGCGCUUUAAUUUGGACGAGGUGCUUCAGGAAUGGGAGGCGGAGCAGGGAGCUCCCAGCGGAGACGGUGCCAGCUCUGCUGAGGAUGGGAAGAACAGCAACAGCUCCUCAGGAAAGAGCACAGAUGAGGAAGAGGAAGAGGGUCAGGUGACCCCAGCCUCGGGUCCGUCUCCUGGAGCCACAGCAGCCAGCAGCUCCAGCUCUCUCAACCAGCCUCCACCUCUUCUGCGCCCAUAUCUUCCUGCCACUCCAGCGCUACACCGCCAGCCUCCGCCUCUGCAGCAGCAAGCUCGCUUCCUUCAGCCCCGUCCUGCCCUGAACCAGCCUCCGCCGCUCAUCCGGCCCUCCAACCCCCCCCCUCCGGGCCUCAACCCCCGCCCCACGGCUUCAGCCGCGCCCGCUCUGCUGGGCAUCCAGCACGACUCUCUACACUGAUGUGAUUCGUAUUUCUGACUGUGCAGAUGAAGUAAUUAGUCAGCAGUUCUCAUUGUGAAUACUAGGAAAAAAUGUAUUUGUUUUAAACUGUAUAUAUUAGUUGCGUAAUUUUCUAUUUAUUUUAACUUAUUAUUUUUUUUAAUUCUAGAUUUUGUAAUCAUGUGGUAACAUUGUCUUUAAAAUAUUGUGCUCAGUCAGCGCUUUUUCGUGUUGUUUGUUAGUAUCUAUUAUGUAAGGGCAGACCUCUGUAAAUGGGGUUCGCUCGUCGUUCUGUUGUUCAUCUGUGUUUGUGGUUGAUUACUGUGUCGUGCCAUUUUUACGAGUUUCGUAUUUUUAUAUUAGGUGCUACAGACUGACAGAAAAUCACCUGUCGGAAUUCUCUUGCCAUCAAAGUGCUCUUAACAAGAAAAUAUAAUCUCAUACUUGAUUGCUAAUGAAAAGCUUAUUACUGUCAUACUUUUUUUUUCUUUUUUUUUUUGCUGGACAUUGAUACCAAAAACUACUUCAGUCCCUUUUGAGAUUAAAACACUUAUUUUCAACCCCAUUUUAUCAUUUUUGUUAAUUCAGAUUUAAUUGGGUUUGUUUAUAAACCUGUUUAACUUGCAGAAAUGUGUGCAUGAUACUCAUUUCCAACCAGACACUAAGCUGUUGACCUGAGCUGCUUCACUAGUGCUGUGCUGUUUGUUCAUCAGAGUUUAGCAUGUAGCCUGGAUCCUGAGCUGUGGAUUGGAGAUCAGUUGAUCAGAUCAUGGUUACGUGCACAUCAUUUUCCAGUUAAAGGUCUAUAUUCUGGUUAAACCUUUAUUCUGAAAAGAGGUUUACAUAAUCCACAGCUCUGAAUAUCACUGUGUGCAUGUAAUGAGCAUUAUCAGAAUAAACUAAUCUACGUUCUUUCCCCUUUAUUCUCCUGGAAAUAAUGGGGAUCCCCUCUUGCCAUUUGUUUAAGCAAUUUAAGUUUACAUUGAUGUUCUUAAUAUUACACAAGAGCAUAAAUUUGUCAUGAGACGCGAUUUAAAGAUAUUUCUUCUUUGUAGAAUGUUAAUUUAAAAAGUUGUUUUGCUCCAAGAAUAAUUUUAUGUUUAAUAGAGUUGGCAUCUCACAGCUGUAUAAUCCAGCAUUACCUUUGUUUGGAUGUGCAGAUAAUCAGUUACGGUGUUUACGUGACUCAAAAUGCUGAUUACUACAGACGUACACGGCCUUAUUCAGAUUUCUAUAAACCGAGAUGUUAAUCUGGUUAGGAUAGCAUUGCAUAAUCAGAAUAAGACUGAUUAAUACUGGAAUAUUCUUGUGCAUUCAAACAGUCACCGUGCAAACACUUCACUGCUGUAUGAUUUUCAUCAUUCAUAAUUUGUCUUAUUUUCUGGGUAGUUCCUUGGAAGUUUUUUGAAGUCUUAACUAGAUUUU